GGGGGAGCGCGCGUGCGCGGGCUGAGAAAACGACGGGGAGCUGAGCCAGGCGGGAGCGCGCGGCGUCUCCGCCCGAGACAAGAGACCAACAAGAAAGGAUGAAAUCAACAGACCUGUGCCUUAGCUCUCGAGGGUCUGAAGUUGUUCUAGUCACAUCAAGUGAUGAAAAAUACCCCCCUGAAAACAUCAUUGAUGGAAGUUCAGAAACGUUUUGGACAACAACAGGAAUGUUCCCCCAGGAAUUCAUUAUUAGUUUUCAUAAAUGUGUAAAAAUCAGCAAACUCACAAUCCAGUGUUACUUAGUACGGAGUUUGAGGAUUGAGAAAAGCUUAUCUAAAAAUCCAGUAGAUUUUGAAGUGUGUACUGAAAAAGAUUUACAAUACACAGAAGGGGCGCUUCAAACGGAAGAAUUUUCUCUUCCUGAAUUCCAGGCUACCUACUUGCGAUUCAUCAUCAAAUCUGCCUUUGAUCAUUUUGUUUCAGUGCACACAGUGAUGGCAGAAGGAGUAGCAGAAAAUCUUUAAGACCAAAUUUAAAGAAUUGCCUCAAAUUAUUUUGUAAUAUUUGUAGCAUAAAGGAUAUAUUUAUUAUUCAAACAUUAUAUUAAAAUGGAUUUUUGAAAUAUGGCUCCAGUAUGUCAUGUCCCCCACCCGCCAGCCAUUUAAUGUGUAAUGCAGUACAACUAUUAACUCUGGUAAUACGUUUUUAGUUUUCCAAUGUAGAGUACAAAUGUUGAAGAAUUACUUUUUGCUUAACCAUUAAUAUAUGAGUAUAAUGGAUUCCACUUCUGAAUUGCAAUAUGUUGAGAUUAAAAGGCUAUUUACCAUA
Gopherus evgoodei (Goodes thornscrub tortoise) is the source of this 828-nucleotide messenger RNA. RefSeq names its product heat shock protein family B (small) member 11 (gene IFT25). Gene Ontology annotation, cellular component: centrosome; cilium; intraciliary transport particle B. Bases 99 to 524 code for a protein of 141 amino acids. The transcript has 6 exons. The record is from RefSeq and is a predicted model, not a curated record. NCBI's taxonomy places the organism in Eukaryota, Metazoa, Chordata, Testudines, Testudinidae. Gene Ontology annotation, biological process: intraciliary transport.